Molecule: messenger RNA, 2387 nt
Organism: Porites lobata
Lineage: Eukaryota; Metazoa; Cnidaria; Anthozoa; Scleractinia; Poritidae
Source: the annotation of a GenBank genome assembly
AGGAACUAAUUACUUACGCCAUAUCACGCCACCAAUCAGUUGUGUAUUAAACAAAAUAUAAAUCUUGAGUUAUCUCGCUUUUUUAUCGGUCUUUGUUGGGAAAUUCUCAGACGGACUUCUGGCUAAAGAACUUCUUGACAACAUGUCGCAGGAAGCAGCUAAAGGUGAUGCACCAGGAAGACUGAGUCCGCUGAAACAGGCCGAUGCAGAAGUGCAAAAGAUUUGCGAUCAGGUAUCACUAAACUAGCAUAAUGAGGCAGCUCCCUCAUGAAAUCUCAUUUCUUUCUCCGCUUAACUUCGAAAUGCCUUGUUUGGCGAUAGCGGACAACCCGCGUAAACCAAGCUGGAAAGCACACUGCGUAAGUAUUAUCCUGAGCAUCAAGAUAAUACGCCAUCUUUUAAGGCAUACGGACUGAUUUUGAAUACGAAAAAAGAUGUACUGAGUUAUUUAACCUAGAAAUAUCCGUUAUAUGUUUUCCUUGUUUCACCAUGUCGUUUUCUUCAGUUGGUUUGAGCAAACUACGAGAGCGCGCGUGAAAAUUGCCAUCUACGAGAAAGGUGACACUCGGAGGGAAGACAGAAACAUUAUAUUUCCAGCUUGGGCUGACUGUGCUGAGCUUUGUAAACAAACGUCAUGAACAGUUAAAUUAUUGCCAGUAUGUUUGAUGCGAUAGAAGUACAUUUGGUUGUAAUCAUGAUAACAAUUAAUAUUCCAAACCCCACUUGCACGACUUUUGUGAUUAAAAAUGAAGAAACCAAGGGAAAAAUGAGUGGAAGGCUUCCAGCCGGAAUAUUAUUGUUCACUGUAUUGUUGCCAAGUAAAACCUCAAUAUAACGAAGAGCCAAAGGACAGGCAAAAUAUGUUCGCUUAGACAAGGUUUCGUUUUAUCGAGGUUCUUUUAAUUCAUAUGUUUUACUAUUACUGGGGUAAGCACAACAGUUCGUUAUACCGAGGACUUCGUUACAUCGAGGUACCACUUAGAUGGCACCAUCACAGCAGAGGUGGGCGAGGUAUAGUUUAGGCGCAUACAACUGGGGUUUUACGGUAUAUAUUUCACACCUCUUUGCUAACAAGGUGAAAAACUAUUAACCUCAACUUGUCUCCCCAACAGGUGAAGCCCCAAGCAGAGAAAAUGGCAGGGCAAGAAUUUCCUGAAUUUAAAGCCAUAUCAUAUAAAACUCAAGUUGUAGCUGGAAUAAAUUACUUCAUUAAGGUUAGUGAGAAAGGUUCCACACCUACUCCUUCCCUAAGCCAUUAAUUAUAAUACUUGCUUCUCAAUUAGAAUAGAGUUAAGUCAAGCGUUGUCUGUUUCCAUAAUCACAAUAUUCUCAUAACAUAGCAUUCCAGUCAAACGGUCUGCCCGGUCGAUGAGGAUCAAUAGUUUAAAAAUGAGGUUUUGUUAAGACAUUGUCACCCUAACUCAACAACAGCCCCACACUUCGCCUUCAACUUAACGCUUUCGGACGUGAGCAAUGGAUGCAGGGUCAACUGUGAAAGGUUUAGCCCCAUGUAAGGGAAUCUGGAUUGCGGAAUCCGAGAGAUUUUUGCUUGUGGAAUCCGGAAUCCCUCUAUAACCAUCAGUGCCUGGAAUCCGAAAUCAACGGCGUGGAAUCCAGAAUCCAAGAAUGUCUUGGAUUCCCUUACAUGAGGUGGAAGAUUCUUCAGAGAAGGGUACAACUUAGUUAAGGGGGCUCUGUCACAAGUGCUAUUAAGCCACGCUUACAUUCAAUUUCCGUUUUUCUUUUUCUGGAAUAGGUGUAUUAUCCAUCAUCCUCGCUUUCAUGCUCUUUUAUAUAAUUAUCUGUUAUCACAAGCUCAACUAAAGGUUUAAAUAUCUUAAACAGAAACUCAAGAGUAAUUUUGGAUCAAAUUCCACAUUCAAUGAAAAAAAAUAACAUUAAUUUUAUUAGAUCUUUUAUUAGUGUCCCCUGGGUGUCGCUAUCAAGUUGAUGUUUCUUGUAUCCACAUUUCAACUUUUUGAAUGCUGAAAGUUCAUAAUUGCUUCACACAUUACGUAUUGGAUCUACAGUGCAAUCUCGAUUUCUCGAACCCCUAAGAGUUGCGCGACCCCGACUUUUCAAACCUCACCAUCAUUCGAGCCAAUUUGAUUUCCCAAUAGCUCCCAAUGUUGUCCGAUAAAUCGCGAUUCCACUGUAAACCUUACUCGAGGGUGGGUCCUUUAAACUGUUAAAAUAUUUUACCUACAGGUUCACGUUGGCGGUCCUUCCUACGUUCAUUUGCGUGUUUUCCAGUAUCUGCCAGUAUAUGAAUUACCUCCUACAUUAUCUGCUAUCAAGAAAGGAAUGACCAAGGACGAUCCCAUCAACUACUUUGACUAAAGUCCACACAAGUUCUACAUCAAGACAAAAUUCAACCUCGCACCUAG